UGCAGAUUUUGCAAACGGAACCAGCUUAAGGCUCGUCAAAAUUAUAAAGGUCGCACACACAUGACUCGCUAACCACAACAAUGGCCGACACGCAGCACUUCUGCCUGCGGUGGAACAACUACCAGAGUAGCAUCACCAGCGCUUUCGAGAACCUUCGGGAUGAUGAGGACUUUGUGGACGUCACGCUGGCCUGUGAUGGGAAGAGUUUGAAGGCGCACCGGGUAGUGCUCUCGGCUUGCAGCCCGUAUUUUAGGGAGCUAUUAAAAUCAACACCAUGCAAACACCCAGUGAUCGUCCUCCAAGACGUGGCCUUCACGGAUCUGCACGCCCUCGUGGAGUUCAUUUACCACGGCGAGGUGAACGUGCACCAGCGGAGUCUCUCCUCCUUCCUCAAGACCGCUGAGGUGCUGCGGGUCUCCGGGCUCACGCAGAACGAUGAUGCUCAGGGGCCCCUGGUGCAGAGCCUGGCGCGCGCCGCCGCCGCAGCCGCCUCCCCCCACACCCCACCCCCGCACCCCGCGCACGCGCACCCCCACACCCCCUCCUACACCGACAAGCUCGAAGAAGCACUCCUGUCCCACCCCCAGCACUCCAGCAUCCAGCAUAUGAUGCGCCGAGUCUCCCUCCCUCCCCGCCGCAUGUCCCGCUCCGCUGACAACUCCCCUGACGUCAUCAAGCGCGCGCGCCACGACAACAACAACGAAACACAGAUUCACGCAGCCGACUUCUCGACUAAAAACCACUCGAUCAUCAACAACACAAGAGCCCAUGAGCCUGGGAACAACGGGAACGGGAUAUCGAAUAGUAGCUCUUCGCCGUCGCCGAGACUUAUGGAUGAGGUCAAGAAUGAGCCUCUGGACAUGAUAUGCAGCUCCAACGCUGAUAUAGACCGGAGUACGGAUGACACGCCGCCGCAUCACAGACCACUCGGAGGGGGCCCGCCGUCACGCGGUAGUUCAGCCGAAAAUGACGACCGCACACCACCGCCCCCGCCCCAUCAGCUGCCGCCGUCGCCCUUCUUACAACCGGCGGACACCAAACUAUUCGCGCCCUCUAAUCCUUACAACUUCAAUAUGACGGCACUCACGGAACACCCAUCAUUGCAAGGUCUGCAGAGUCCGCUGGCUCCCGACGGCAUGGCGAGCACUUCCCAAGUGGGCCCGCUCGGGGCGGGGCACCGCUGCGAGGUGUGCGGCAAGCUGCUGUCGACGCGGCUCACGCUCAAACGGCACACGGAGCAGCAGCACCUGCAGCCGCUGCACUCGGCGCGCUGCUCGCUCUGCCACAAGGUGUUCCGCACGCUCAACUCGCUCAACAACCACAAGAGCAUCUACCACCGGCGCCAGCGCGGCGCGCCGCCGCCGCCGCCGCCGCUCCCCCCCCUGCCCGCGCCCGGCGCGCCGCAGCUCCAGCCCCAGAACCUUUCCAACGUCGACGCCAAAAUCAAUCCCAUCGCGUCCCAACACCACAACAUAGACUUCUACAAGUUCAAAGAUCAAUUCAACGUCUAAACAAAAAAUUAACACAUUUAUUUUUAUAUCUUUUAAACGUCUCGUUGAUAUUCGUUGAUAUUUUAUUUUAAGAUUUAUUACUUAUACACAUUUUUCGAUCGGAACUUUGAACUUGGUAGUUGUGUUUGUGACCAUGACAGUGACUAUCAUCACAAUGAAGCCGAGAGCUUCCUUUGACAUUCCAAAUGUUACAAGGGAGGGUGCGGGCCCGAGGGACCGCGCCCACAGUGCAAUACUGCGGUAUGUGACUAUUCCUGAAUUAUACACUAUGUUAAAUGUGUGACAAUAAGGCGAAGAGAAAAAAUAUUUUGAGAAAAGAUUAAUAUCUUGGUGCUGUAAAUUUAUAUAUUAGGCUUAAAUUAAAAAAAGAAACCGUGUUCGUGUAAGUAAACUAACUAAAGAGGCAUAUUGUUUUCAACCUUGUGUUCAUUUUUCGGCGUUUUGCAAUUUAUUUAUUCCGUAAUUUUACCUACAUGAUCUCACUCUUAAAUAUGUAUACGAGAUUACUAAAAUGCUAUUUAAAAAAAUUAUACACAAUUAUAUAAUUGGCUUAUGAGGCUUUUCAAAUUCACUUUAAUUUUAGGUGAUUUUGUUAUCCGUAAGACUGAAUUCAGAACAUAGCACCAGCAGAAAGACAAAGUAAAAAGGGUUUAUUUUUGAACUAAAUUCAACCCGCAGAAAGCACAGGUCACUAAUAAUACCGGACUUUUACCCAACAAUACUGAAAUAGACAUAUUUAAUGACAUACACAUACACAAUAAGGUAACGUUAUAAUAUUUAUUGCUCGCUUACUCAUUCGGUUUGAAUUUUUCUUGUUUUACUUUCUUUUUUAGAUUUAUUUUAAUUUUAUUGUCUAUUAAUUGUACACUGCCACACCAGUGAGUCUUUAUUUCUUGAAAUAUAAUUUAAAAUCAAUGCAAAAACAUUUUGCGAAGUGAAUAUCGAGGUGCCAUUUAUGAAGGAAUGAUUAUUAUGGCUACAUAGUUAUGUUUUAGUUUAGUCAGAAUUAGUUACUUAUAUCAAACUAAACUUUUAUUACGACUUGUGUUCAUUUCAAAUUAUUAUUGUUGCGUUUUUCCUUGUUUAGUGUAGUGUUUUUUUUACGUAUUAUUAUAGUUUUAUACAUCUAUUCUUCGUACAUUGACAACAAUACAUGUAUUUUGUUCCUGUUUGUUUUGUACAAUUGUAAUUACAAUACAUCACACAUUAUUAUAUUGACUACAUAAUAGGAAAUAGAAUAAAUUUAAUAACUCUCAGUGUUAAAUGUUCCUAAAUUUGACAGUGUCGAUCGCUGACUCAAUAUUUCGAGAUCAAUUUUAACGAUUUUUUUGCUUGCCAUAUAAAUAGUUGUAAUUGUACUAAGGCAGGGCUUCGAAACUCUUAGACUACAGAAACGCCAAAUUAUCGACGUGUACUUUAAAGCACGUGUAUUUAAGAGCAAAUUUUAACGACUGUUUGAGAAAAUAUACUUAGAGAAUACUAAUAUGUAUAAGUAGUGUAAAAGUUUUGAGCCCGACAAGUUCAGUGGUGUUAAUGUCUAGUUGUGUUUACUCCUAGUUGAAUAUACAUCACUUCGCCGACGUAAUGUCGUUAAAUACUAUUGUUGUAUUUUCUUUAUAUUAGCCGUAAGAAAUUCUUAAACAUAAACACAUUAUUUAUUGUAACGAUAUACACAUUAAGUAAUUAUUAGUGCCUGCUUUACAUAACUAUUGUGUUUUUAAUGAAAAAGACAUAUUUUGCGUGUACUUCUAAAGUUUAGAAGUAGUGUUGGAAACACGUCUUAUUAUACGAGUACUGUAGUCGGGACGACGCUUUAUACUUCUACUAACAAGUAUGAGAGGCUUCCUAAAGUAAAUUUAAUGCUAUAUGUUAUAAGGUUCUGUUGUUAUUGCUAGAUACAUAAAAGCUUAGCCAUUACAAUUCGUUUAGUUAUAUGUAGUAGGCUUUAUAUUAUACUUUAACGAAUUGGAAGACUAGAGAUUUGGUGCUAAAAUUGGAACGAUGUUCUUGUUAGAAAAAAUUUAAGGACGUGGAAAAAAAAACGGAAUCAAAAUUUUUAAAAAUUCGCGACAUUCCGUGUGUGAGGAAAAUGUUAAGUUUUUAUUUGCUUGAACUUGCAAAGUUUUUGAAACGUAAACGGUAGAAUUGUUGUUUUUUUUUCUAGUAAUUUAGUACUAGGUUUUAUUGUUAAUUUGGGUUUGGGAAUUACGUUAGUUAACUACAUAGGAUUAAGGUUUAUCUGAAUUCACAUAGAUAAUAGCGUCUACAUGUUUAUUUAUGAUUACAGGGAUGUGCUGCUGAGGCAGUACGGUAAUUUGGUCUUUGAUUAUGUCUUUAAAGAACGUGAUGAAUUUAUUUAGAGAAAAGGGCGUGUGAACGCUAAACUUUUGCCAAAAUUAAUAAGCGCUAUAGACUGAUUAGACUAAGUACGCGUUUGAAUUGUACACUAUUAGGCGUAUUUGUAGAUAAAAAAUUGUACAAUUAUUUACUAAAAUUACUAAUUUUAUAAAAAAUAUCGCUUCGAAAUGCGACGAGUCUAAAAUUCGGUUUUUUGAAUAUUCACUUGUGAUUCGAGAAUCUUGUUUCGGUUUAUAUUGGAGCUAAAUUAAAAUUGUGAUCUCAAAAUUGGAGGGUGGAAAACCAUGGUUUUAAAGGGCGAGAAUUACACCGUGUUCUAAGGAGCAGAACACAUCCCUGUCGAAACUACAUUAGUUAGGAUCUUAGCAAGAUUAAGACUGUUUCUGUGACCUGUUUUAUUUUACUUCUCGUGUAGGUACAUAAUUUCCCCGCGCGGCGGGCGUCUUUAUCAAUGUGUUCUUAUACUUCUUGUUGGCGUUUUUACUUAUUUUAUAAGGAAUCUAAAUUAAUUUAUUGGUUGUUGUAUUGAAAUUUUUAUAUUUUUUUUCUUUUAAAUUAUUAUUUUAAUCUCCUUACGUUUUUGUUAUUGGCAUCUGUGUAAUGCAGUCCAUAUUUAUCGUUUUCGUUAAAGCGAAAUGUGCCAAAAAUGGGGAGUUUUAAUUUUGUCUUCCAUUUUUAAAUAAAUUCUAUUUGUGAACGCGCCAAAUUGAAUGUAAAAUGUCUGGCAACUAUGAAACAAAUGAUGGGCUGCACUUUUCAAAAAGAUAACACAAAUUGACACCACUUAUGUACGAAAUAGUCUUCUUUCUUUUACUUUUAAAAUAAAAUACUUGAAGUAACUACUCAUAAAAUGUAAUUGUAAUCGUUAUACCGAACUUCAUAAAUCCUAAUAUUGAUGAUAAUGGCGUUUUUAAUAAAAACAAAUAUACUGAAAUAAUAUCGUCAGUUUUAUUAGAUCCUCACGCUUCACCCGUAGUGAUUAUUUAUUGUACGCUUCGUGUAUUGAGUUGUAUCCCCGGAGCUUCGAUAUAUAGUGUUGACUGUACUUGGCUGUGCACUGUUUUAUGUUUUUAUUAACGUGUCACGCUUGGCAUUUAUUUUCGAGCCUCGAUUCUCUGUACCGCCUUUUCUGCAUGGUGUUUUAUUUCCCUUAACACUAUUCACCAGCCACUAUGCAGCUUCGCCAUCAUUUCUGUUUAUUCUUUAUUUACCUACUUUACAUUUUUAUUUUAUUAUAAUUUAAGUCACUUUUUAUUUUCUGGAACAAUUAUUUUCAAUUAAUUUUUUCACACGAUUGCAUUUUGAAAAAUGAACAAU
This is a messenger RNA of Cydia fagiglandana, 5186 nucleotides long. RefSeq names its product broad-complex core protein isoforms 1/2/3/4/5 (gene br). The transcript has 7 exons. Gene Ontology annotation, molecular function: protein binding. Lineage: Eukaryota; Metazoa; Arthropoda; Insecta; Lepidoptera; Tortricidae. The coding region runs from base 81 to 1511 and encodes 476 amino acids. Gene Ontology annotation, cellular component: nucleus. Gene Ontology annotation, biological process: regulation of transcription by RNA polymerase II. The record is from RefSeq and is a predicted model, not a curated record.